This is a messenger RNA of Macrosiphum euphorbiae (potato aphid), 498 nucleotides long. NCBI's taxonomy places the organism in Eukaryota, Metazoa, Arthropoda, Insecta, Hemiptera, Aphididae. The record is from the annotation of a GenBank genome assembly.
AUGCAAUGUUUCAAAUACAUAACAGAUGAACAAAAAGUCACAAUUUUAAAUUUAUUUAAUGAUAUAGGAAAUAAAGAAAAGCAGGAUAAGUUUUUAGGUGGAUCGAUUAAUGUUAAAAGUAAUAAUAGACGUAGACCUGUAACAAAUGAGAAACCUAAUCGGUCCUUUGCAUGCGACUAUAAAGUGCGUAUUAAAGGUACAUAUGAAAUACUAGUUUGUAAAAAUGCGUUUUGUUCUUUAUUUGGUAUGGGUAAAACAGUCGUAGAAAGAAUUUCUUCAAAUAUAAAACAAAAUAAUCCUAGUCCUAAAGAUCUACUCGGAAAACACGCAAACCGUUCUCACGAAAUUUUAGUUCAAAUUAAAACACAUAUUCAGAGCUUUCCAAGACUUAUUUUGCACGACAAUAAUGAAAAGCGAUUUUUGUCUCCUGAACUAAGUAUCAGUAAAAUGUAUAACUUAUAUUUGGGAAAACACGAACAUGACAUUUUAGAAAAAUAA